ACCAUCGCGAAUACUAAUGGAUUUUCGCGAUGAACGUCCGAGUUUUUCGCAUUGAUCCCGCGCAUUGAUCCGUCGCAGAAAAAUCGAGGAACGUAAUAACCAUUUUAGAGAUCGCGAGAUAAUAUCCGGUCGCUCGUGGUAAUUGCGCAAGUGUCAGAGGUGAAAGCUGAAGGUAGCGUAAUUUUCGUAGAAUGCAAAUUCCAGCGACAUGAACACACGCGACCGUAAGUUCGUAAAAUUUAGCGACCCGCUAAUGGAACCGUAGGUGCAUACAAAUACAUAAUUCCUUGCGAGAAGUGUAGUUGAUUUCAAAUCUGAUUCAAGGAGCCUUGUAUAAUUUGAGCGGGUGGAAAGUUCCGUAGACACGCGAGUAUGAGGAAAGUGUUGUCUCAAGGUCUUUAGGUGUCCCGCGCUAACGUGAUUUGGCAAUCACGUUAGUUUUCAGCGAGCUGCCGUCAAAACACGCGCGCGAAAAAUAAUCUAUUUUAAGCCUAGGUAUACACACUGGGGUCUCCGAGACCCCAGGCAAAGUUUGAAACUCUAGUAUUAAUAGAAAGAAUAAGUAAGGAGGAUACGAUCGCUGUGUAAAAAAAGUUUAAAGUCUCCUCUGCAGAUAGCUGACGGAGCAGUCAAUUGUCUGUCGGUUUUGUAGUAAUUCACAUAUAAAGUAAGCCCGGGGUCUCCCAGGCCCCAGAGUGUACUUCGUGCAACUUUUUUUGCAAGAGGAAGCUGAAUCGACGUAACGCUGCACACCAGAAUGGCCGGUUGGCCGUUCAGCACCGCGCUGCUGUUCAGCAUCCUCAUCCUUGUUCGCGGACGAGGAGUGGUGCUGGACAGCCAAGGGCCGGUGCUGGUCUCGGAACCGCGCUCUAGCGUGGAGUUCUCGAACGACACCGGGGCAAUGAUCCAUUGCUCGGCCCACGGCAGUCCAUCGCCGAGGAUCGACUGGCUGAUGGGUGACGGCUCGCCGGUAUUACCGAUACUACACAUCCGUGAGAUGCUGGUGAACGGCUCCAUGUACUUCCUGCCGUUCGGCGCCGAGAGCUACCGGCACGACGUGCACUCGGCCGUCUACCGAUGCCAGGCGUCGAACAGCGUCGGCAAGGUGCUCGGCCGUGAAAUCGCUGUGAAGGCCGUGGUGCGCCAGAAGUAUGAGGUGCAAGUGCGAGAUGCCUACGUCCUGGCGGGCAACACCGGAGUGCUCAGGUGCGAGAUACCGGCCUUCGUCAAGGAGUACGUCGCGGUCACGUCCUGGUUCCAGGACUCGGCCUUUAACAUUUACCCCACCGCGGAGAGUGGCGGGAAGUACCACAUGCUGCCCACCGGAGAGCUGCUCGUCUUCUCUGUGACUUCCGCCGAUGCCCACUCGACCUACCGUUGCCGCACCGUGCACCAUGUCACCGGCGACACCGUGGAAAGUUCCUCGUACGCCAGGCUCGUGGUUACGGAGCACCGCAAUCCGUCGCCGCCACGAUUCAACGAGCGGGUGAACCCGGGACCGAUUCGCACCGGGGAGACGAUCGUGCUGUCAUGCAUCUCGCAGGGUAUUCCGCCGCCCACGUAUCUCUGGUUCCGCGAGUCCGUCUCGGGUACGACGAUGGUCUUCAACUCGGAGAGGAUCCACGCGCGUGCCGGCGUGCUGGUGCUGCAGUCGGCCAGGGUCGAGGACGCUGGCAGAUACGUCUGCCACGCGAACAAUACAGCCGGCUCCGAGCGAGUGGAGCUGGAAGUCACCAUCAUAAGCAGCCUCUCCAUCCAUCUGGCUCCUCAACAGGUGACUGUGGAUCUGGGGAAGGAUGCGGAGUUUCAAUGCUCUGUCACCGGUCAGCCACAUCCGGUGAUCUCGUGGGCGAAGGACGGUCUUCCUGUGAGAGAAGGAUCUUCGGGUAGGAGUAAAAUUACGGGUAACGACGGCUCGACGUUGCGCAUAUCUUCCAUCGUGAGGGACGACAAAGGGAUGUACCAGUGCUUCGCCAAAAACGACUACGAGAUGGUGCAAGCUACGGCCGAAUUACGCUUGGGAGAUGCUGCGCCUCAACUGCUAUACAAGUUCAUCGAGCAGACGAUGCAGCCAGGCCCCUCGGUGUCGUUGAAGUGCAUCGCGAUGGGCAACCCUACGCCGCACUUCUCCUGGACUCUGGACGGAUUUCCACUUCCGCAAAACGACAGAUUCAUGAUAGGCCAGUACGUGACGGUGCACGGCGACGUGAUCUCCCACGUGAACAUAAGCGCCGUGCGAGUGGAGGACGGCGGCGAAUACAGGUGUUCGGCGGUGAACCGCGUCGCGAGAGCGCAUCACGCGGCCCGACUCAAUAUUUACGGGCUGCCUCAUGUACGAACGAUGGGAAACUAUGCCGCGGUGGCCGGCGAGACGACCGUCAUCAAGUGUCCCGUCGCAGGCUUCCCGAUCGCCAGCAUCACUUGGGAAAAAGAUGGUCAAGUGUUACCGACUAGUCGACGCCAAGAGGUGUCCCAGAACGGUACUCUGGUGCUGCAUCGCGUCGACAGCAGCACCGAUCGCGGUGCAUACACGUGCACCGCGAAGAACAAGCAAGGUCGCUCCGACUCGCAGACCAUUCACAUAGAAGUCAAAGUUCCACCCACGAUAGCUCCCUUUAGCUUUAAGAAGGACCUGUCGGAGGGCCUGCGGGCCCAGGUGACCUGCAUGGUCGAGAAGGGCGAUCCGCCGUUCACGAUCAUCUGGUCGAAGGACGGCGAGCCGAUUUCCGCCCCUGGCACGGCGGCCGCCGCCUUCGGCCCCGCUGCCGCCGCCGCCGCCGCCGCCGCGGCCGUUAACGAUCCCCGACACUCGCAGACACCACCUGGGCUGCGCGUAACCAACAUUGACGCCCAUUCCAGCGCCAUAGUUAUCGAGCGCGUCACCGCCGCGCACACCGGCAACUAUACUUGCCUGGCGCGCAAUUCGGUGGCCGAGGUCCUCUGGACGGCCGAGUUGAUCGUUCGUGUGCCGCCACGCUGGGUGGUAGAGCCGCAGGAUGCCCACGCAUCGGAAGGGAUGCCCCGGCUGAGCCUGCAUUGCCACGCAGAUGGCUUCCCGCCGCCGUUGGUCACGUGGCGACGCGGUAGCGGCAAGAAACCCGGCAAUUAUCACGACAUAGCCAGCCACGAGCACAUGCAGGAUCUCAGGAUACACUCCAACGGGUCGCUAGUGUUCGGCCGCGUGCAGGAGGACCACGAGGGCUUUUACCUGUGCGAGGCUGUAAACGGCAUCGGAGCUGGACUCAGCAAGGUCGUUUAUCUCACUGUCAACGUUCCCGCGCAUUUCGUGGAGAAACAUCGCAAUCAGACGGCGAGGCUAGGCUCGAAUGCCUCGUUGCGCUGCGAGGCGAAGGGCGAUCAUCCUUUGAAAAUAGUCUGGAAGAAAGCCGGCUCCCAAUUAGAGCCGAAACUUCCCGACUAUCGUUAUACUCUGAAGGAGGACAACACCACCGACGGUACUAUAAGUGUCCUCGGCUUCGUCAGUACCAGCCGGGAAGACAGCGGCAGGUAUUUCUGCAUCGCCUCCAACUCCUACGGUCGCGACGAGAUGACGAUUCAUCUUUAUAUUCAAGAACCCCCAGACUUCCCUCGUAAUCUUCAUGUAAUCGAGAAAGGCAGUCGUCACAUUAACCUAGGUUGGACGACCAGUCAAGACGGGAACAGUCCAAUUACUCAGUAUAUAAUCGAGUACAAAACUGAGUCGGAGGUAUGGCACGACCACACGUUCCACACGACGGUGCCAGGUACACGUGCUCACGGCCACGUGAGCGGCUUGCGUCCUGCGGUCACUUACCACUUCCGGAUAUACGCAGACAACGAACUGGGUCGGAGUCAAGCGAGCGACAUUUUGGACUCAACGACGGAGGGGGAGAAGCCUGGCGGGCCACCGCGAAAUCUCAAAGUUGAUCCCAUCAGCUCGACCGAGUUCAACGUCACCUGGGACCCGCCCGAUCAUGAUUUAUGGAACGGCGAGAUACUUGGUUAUCAUGUCGGCUACAAGGAACAAAGGUUCGGCGCGGAGCAGUAUACGUACAAAACUGUGGAGAGACGGAUCUCGACGGCGAGUGUCGCUCUGGGCUUGGCGAGGACGUCCAUGCCCGGACGGCAGCAUCACUUGACGAACUUGAAGAAGUACACGCGUUACAGCGUGGUCGUUCAAGCGUUCAACGCCCUCGGCCCCGGUCCCAUGACACAGGAAGUUCAGGCUACGACACUCGAGGAUGUCCCGAGCAGUCCUCCGCUGGACGUGCGCUGCACGGCGCUCUCCUCGCAGUCCUUGCAAGUCUCCUGGGACUCCCCACCCGAGUCCAGCCUGAACGGGAACUUGAAGGGCUACAAGGUCAUGUGGGAGAACACUGACGCGUUGGCGGAGUUCAUCAAGCCAGAAAUGAAAAUCACCACCGCUCUAACCGUGAUGAUCCACGGUCUGGAGAAGUACACGAAUUACUCAGUUCAAGUCUUGGCAUCCACCAAGGCCGGCGACGGCGUCGCCUCGACGUCCCUCUUCUGUGUCACCGAAGAGGACCUGCCGGAAGUGCCGGCUGGUGUCAAGGCCGUCGCCAGUUCCGCCACUUCCAUCAUCGUUUCCUGGCAGCCACCGUUCAAGAGCAAUGGCAAUAUCACGGCCUAUAACGUACACAUUCGAGCGUUGGGACCGGAGGGCAAGUGGCACCGGAGAGCCUUGCUGCCGCAUCAGACCAGCUAUCAGGCCGAAGAUCUGCACAAGAGGAGCCAAUACGAAUUCAGCAUCGCAGCUGUCACGUCGGUCGGCGAGGGACCGCAGACCCCGUCGAUCACGGUUUCACCUUCCAGCGAAGUUCGCGCCGCCAUAUACUCGUUCGACACCACGCUCGUUGUGCCGUGGAAACAAAAUGUGACGCUGCCUUGCCAGAGUGUGGGCAAGCCCGAGCCUUCGGUUAACUGGAAGCGUUGGGGACAAAUCGUCAACCCGAACCGAAGGAUGUCUCUCCAUCCCGACGGAUCCCUGCACAUUGUCGAUCUUAACAGGAACGAUAGCGGAAAUUACACUUGCUUCGUGGAGAAUCGUCAUGGUUCCGACAAAAUAAGCCACCGUUUAACCGUACAAGUACCACCUGCGGCACCGAUAUUGCACGCGAUCGGCACCAGCAGCAAUUCGAUCAACGUGCAAUGGAAGAUGACCGACGACGGCGAGUCGCCGAUUAAGGGCUACAUCCUGCACUACAAACGCGAGUCUGGCGAGUGGGAGGAGUUCAAGGUGUCGCACAAAGUGAACACCUUCGUACUGUCGCGGCUCUGGUGCGGCAAUGACUACCAGGUGUACAUGACGGCGUACAAUCGCAUCGGCAUGGGCAAGCCGAGCAAAAUCUUCAAGGCGACCACGAAGGGCUCGAAGCCGGACGACUCGCCCGGCAAUGGCGACAAGUUCGUCACGGUCAAUGUAUCGUGGAUCACGCUGCACCUCAGCAUGUGGAAUGACGGAGGGUGUCCUAUAACGUACUUCGAGCUGGAGUACAAGAAAAGUGGCGAGGGCAUUUGGACGCUGGUCUCAAAUAAUAUAGAGGUGCAAAAGACAUAUACUCUGAGCGAGCUGCAGCCGGGCACUACUUACAAUAUCCGCAUAAGAGCCCACAACAACGCCGGCUCGUCGGUGGCCGAGUACAAGAUAACGACAUUGCAGCUGCACAUUAGCACGACCAUGUCUGCCAUCGAGAUCGAUCACUAUAUCCCGCAGCACACAUCCGUGUACUCGGACCUGAAGCUGAUCGUGCCACUGGUGCUGAGCUCGCUCGCGGUCAUCGCCGCGGCCGGCGCUGUCUUCUAUUGCUUCCGCAAACGUCCGUUCAUGGGCGACAUUGGGAGUCUGCACGACGCUCAGACCGCGGCCGCUUUAGACAAUAAGCAGAACAUGGAGCAACGCGAACAGUAUUACGCCACCGUACGUAAACCGCUACGCUCGCCGUUACACGAGAUGGCUACCCUAGAGAAAAUACCAGAAUAUUCGGAAGAUAUCUACCCGUACGCCACGUUCCAGCUGGAGGAAAGCGUACCUGCAGGAGGCGACAGCCGCUGCAAUUCUGCCGCGCCUCUUCAGACCUUUGUCUAUCACGACCCUCGUCUGUCCACUGCCGAUACCCUUCAGUUACGAGAGUCGGAUUGCAACCGGUACACUAAGGUGCGCGGAGGCCGUUCGUCCUCUGCACCGUUGCACAAAGCGCACAAGGUCAGUCAGGGCAAGUCCGAGUCGGAGGAGUACGACACCCUGGGCUCGGACAGCGACACGGAAGUCGGGACCAGCAGCCGAACCGAGUCUUCCAAUCACCUCGUCGAUUCGCACCACUCGGCAUCUGCGGCCGACUCGCGCGUCCACAACUUCCUGUACCAUGGACCAGAAUCUAGCACGUCUACAGAACCCUCACCGAUUUUUGAGAGAAAAUCGUUUCCUGGAAGGGGAAGACCCAAGAUGUUACAGCUGGCGCGUCAUACCAGCGAGGAGGCCCGUGCCAACUUCGGGCCAAUCGCCGGGCCUGGCCAUCCCAAGCACCAGUCGGGCAAUUCCUGUGCCAAUAGGGACCAGGAGCGUGACGGAUCAGGAAACCUGUUCGUCCCCAAGCUGGACCCACCCUCGGGCUUCUCCGACGCGUUUGAGUUAAGCGAGGCCGAGUGCGACUUCGAUCGCGGUCACAGCAGCCAACGAAACGUCCGUGACUUUGUAAUCGCGGUGUAAAUAAAUGUAAAAGCUUCCGAUGCGCACGCGAGAACCCCGUCGUAUAAAGUAAAGAAAUAAAAAAAAAAAAAGAAAGAAAAAAGAAAAAAAAAGAAGGAAGGAAUGAGAGGAAAAUCACAUGCAAAAGUCGAUGUAAGCCGCGGUCCGUCGUUUCGUUAAUUCGAAUUGGCGCCUCGCGUCCGGCCGCCAGCCACUCAAGUGAUAAUCCGACGUGCUCCCUUCGUCCUGUUCCUGGCCUAUGUCGACGAGACAACGCGUAAUCGCUCGUAUCCUCGAGACGGCUCUAUUAUCAGCUCGGCGAUGUGAGCUGCCCAUCACAGCGGCGCUUCCUGAUUCCCGGCGCGAUCGAUCCGUCGAGGCCCAGUCCUCGAGACGAUCGGUCCGGAUAUUUAGGGCGUAAAUUAUAAAGUAAAGUAUAAAGUAAUAAUCAGGCGGACGAACGCGCCAACACACACGCGUGGCAGAUUAAUCGUAAUGAGCAUUCGGCUUUAACAGGGAGGCAAAGUUUGACGAGAGAGACCGAGAAAGAAUCUACAAGCUGCCGCUUGGUUCCGCAAAGGGCGGCGCCGUAUUGUUGUUUGUUCUAUAUCCGUGGCAGGAAUACGAUAUACGGGCACCCGCGAGUCCGCGAAGUGUUUCUACGACGAUGAUUCGUCAACUGCCACACUUGUUCCACUCCGUGUAAUAAUCCUAGUUAGUUGAAAUGGCGGCGCUACACGUAUCCACCUCGGAUUUCUUCCCUCCGGCAAGGAUCUCUGCGCGACGAGUACUUGCCACCGAUGCCAAAGUACACAUUCGUACAAAACACGAACACACACACACACACAUAUAUACACGCGCACGCGCGCGUAUCCACAACAUGCACUCCGCAACCUUUUAAUUAUUAACGAUAGCGAAAGUAUAACGCGAACGCGCGAUGACUGUUACAAAACCGUAAAAUUCUAAUGGUAACGGGAGCGAAACUGCGAACUGCCAUCUUAUUCUACUAUACGAAACGACCAACGACUGCGAGAAGAAGAAAUUUUUCCGACCGACCAAUAUACCUGCGAAUGUCAGACUUUGCACAGCCUGACAGGACACUAAACGUGUACCGGAUGCAUAUCGAAGCGAGCAAUACGCGACUUCCGAGCGCUCCCUUUGUCUUCCAGUCAUCCAGGUCAUCGGACCCGAUCGUACAUUCAUUCUUCACAACGAAUCGAGCCCCCCACGUCGCACGUUCAUCACAAAACAACCUUAUUCAAUCGCGCAGCGGCCGAUCUCACCCUCCCGCGUGGGAUGUUACCGUACGUGUUUACGUAAUUGAGGAAAAGAAACUAAUGCAAUAAAUCGUUCGUCGUUGUCGUCGGUGUCGUUUCAACUUACAAGAGAGACUGAAAAGCGUUAUAGGUUGGAGUUUACGCGUGACAAUUUACCGCGCGCGAAUUUCACGCGAAGAAACGAGGAGUUUGAAACCCCUCGAACGUCACGUUGCGACGUUAGGAUACUGCGAGAGAGUCGCGUUGAAAUGUCGCGCGGUAAGUGUCGCGCGUAAGCCCGCUCUUAGUAGACGAGUUACCACGUAGAGUAAACGUAACAACCGAACAUAAUGUCUGUAAGCUGUCUAUUACUACUGUUACACUAUACCCACUGUACCUCGCUCAAACCGCGCACGCACAUUCGACACCCCGUCCUCCUCCGUCAGAUGAAAGAAGGAACAAGAGAGGAGAAGAGGAAGAAGACGACACGAACGCCAGCCCGCGUCGAUUAACGAUCGACGGACCCCGAUGUGAUGAUGCGAACAGUUAAUCGAGGAACGAGAGAAGAGAAUUGUGCUCGAGUGUCAUCGCCAUCGAAACGCAGCCUUCGAGAUACUAUGUGUUGCUAUCGAAUCCGUUUAGCCGUUGCAUCAACCUCACCCGUUGGUUGGGUUAUCGUUCGCUCCCCCUCCCCUCCCCCCCCCCCC
Odontomachus brunneus is the source of this 8648-nucleotide messenger RNA. RefSeq names its product Down syndrome cell adhesion molecule-like protein Dscam2. The coding region runs from base 758 to 6706 and encodes 1982 amino acids. The record is from RefSeq and is a predicted model, not a curated record. Gene Ontology annotation, biological process: axon guidance; homophilic cell-cell adhesion; dendrite self-avoidance. NCBI's taxonomy places the organism in Eukaryota, Metazoa, Arthropoda, Insecta, Hymenoptera, Formicidae. Gene Ontology annotation, molecular function: cell-cell adhesion mediator activity. Gene Ontology annotation, cellular component: axon; plasma membrane. The transcript is spliced from 26 exons.